Messenger RNA from Aspergillus ibericus CBS 121593, 1974 nucleotides. Its product is annotated as asparagine--tRNA ligase DED81. Lineage: Eukaryota; Fungi; Ascomycota; Eurotiomycetes; Eurotiales; Aspergillaceae. Bases 142 to 1866 code for a protein of 574 amino acids. Gene Ontology annotation, molecular function: ATP binding; nucleic acid binding; asparagine-tRNA ligase activity. Gene Ontology annotation, biological process: asparaginyl-tRNA aminoacylation. The transcript has 3 exons. Gene Ontology annotation, cellular component: cytoplasm. The record is from RefSeq and is a predicted model, not a curated record.
UGCGAUUUAGACAUCUUGACCUCCCCUUCCACGGGACGCGCAGCAUCGGCUCUUUCCUGGUCAGACUGACUGGCUCAUACAGCAUAGCUCAUAUCGCCUGCUCCGCUCGUGCUGACCCUAACCCACAUUCGCGCCGCCAAAAUGGCCUCCAUCUACAUUGACGAAGAUGUCGGCCGGGACGACUCGACCGCCAACGGAACCGAAUCCGCCCCCUACAAGACGCUCAUCCAUGCUUUCAUGCAGCACCCUCCCACCGAUGGUAACCAGUACCUGACGCGCAAGUCCCAAACCGAGCCCACGGGUGAAGGCGCUGACCCUGCGUCCAAAUUGGAGUGGAAACCGGCCACAAAGUCGGCGGUCAAGAAGGCCACCAACCUGUAUGAGCAACGGAAGAGAAAGGCCGCAAAGGAACAGGAAUUGGCUAUCCGUGAGAAGCAGGAGGCUGAGAAGCGUCAGGCUGUCCUUGAGGAGGCAAAGAAGGUUGUUAUCAAGGAGAACACGUCGCUUCCCAAGCCCGUCAAGAUCCGUCUCGAUGAGACCGACCCGGCCGUUAUCAAGCUGGGAUCUCCCGAGUCGGAGACCCCUGGAACACGCGUCCGAGUUGUUGGAAGAGUCCACCGCUUGCGUGCCCAGAAGGACGUCAUGUUCCUCACUCUCACCGAUGGCUAUGGCUACCUGCAGUGUGUUCUGACCGGGGACUUGGUCAAGACUUACGAUGCCAUGACUCUUACCCUUGAGACCUCGAUGGCUCUCCAUGGUGAGAUGCGUGCCGUCCCUCCCAAGCAGCACGCUCCCAACGACCGUGAGCUUCAUGUGGACUUCUACACUAUCAUCGGUCGCGCUGCCGGUGACAAGGAAGCUAUCACCACCCGGGUGGCCCACGACGCUGACCCGCAAACCCUCUACGACAACCGCCACCUUGUCCUUCGUGGUGAGACCGCUUCAUCUGUGAUGAAGGUUCGCGCGGCUACCCUUCGGGCUUUCCGUCAGACUUUCGAAGAGCACCGUAUGCUGGAAGUUACUCCUCCCGCCAUGGUGCAGACCCAAGUGGAGGGUGGAAGCACUUUGUUCAAGUUCGACUACUACGGCGAGGAUGCUUAUCUGACCCAGUCCUCUCAGCUCUACCUCGAAACUUGCCUCCCAUCCCUUGGUGACGUCUUCUGUGUCUGCCCUUCUUUCCGCGCAGAGAAGUCUCUCACCCGUCGCCAUCUGUCCGAAUACACUCACAUCGAGGCUGAGCUUGAUUUCAUCACCUUCAACGACCUCCUUGAUCACCUGGAAAACGUGAUCUGCCGUGUCAUUGACUUGACUCUGGCCGAGCCCGCCACCAAGGCCCUCAUUGAGAAGCUCAACCCCGAUUUCAAGCCCCCCAGCCGUCCCUUCAAGCGGAUGAAGUACUCCGAUGCCAUUGAUUGGCUGCGGGAGCACGACAUCCCCAACGAGGAAGGCAAGCCUCACGAGUUCGGCGAUGAUAUUGCCGAGGCUGCUGAGCGCAAGAUGACUGACAUCAUCAACCAACCCAUCUUCCUGACCCACUUCCCCGCCGAGAUCAAGGCCUUCUACAUGAAGAAGGAUGCCGAGGACCGCCGUGUCACCGAAAGUGUGGACGUUCUCAUGCCUGGUGUGGGUGAGAUCGUCGGUGGUAGCAUGAGAAUGGACGACUGGGAUGAGCUCAUGGGCGCCUACAAGCACGAGGGCAUGGAUCCCUCCCCGUACUACUGGUACACUGAUCAGCGCAAGUAUGGUACUUCUCCCCACGGUGGUUACGGUCUCGGUCUCGAGCGUUUCUUGGCUUGGUUGUGCGCUCGUUAUACCGUCCGCGACUGCUCUUUGUACCCCCGUUUCACCGGACGUUGCACGCCUUAAGCGCUUUGAUAUUUUAGACAAGAUUUAUAGAUAUGUGGCGUUCCAGUUCAUAGAGAUCUGGCGUCGGCAGUCAUGAUAAUGAUCUCAAAUAUCAAUUAUGAAAGUAAA